AUGAGUGUUAUGGAAUAUACAAGUAGUAGAAACAACGGCGUGAAUGGUGCUGGAAGCAGUGAUGCUGAAGGUACCACGCCCGGCAGGUGUCCCAUGGGUGAGCAGCGUGGGCCUGGUCGUCAUCAUGCAACUGCUAGGACUGGAUGGACUAAGGAAAAGAAUAUAGCUGUCAUGGAGUGCUAUUUUUUGAGUAAUCCUGUCGAUGAAAAUGGUAAACCAAGUAGGGGUUAUAGAAGAAGGAUGCAUAAUAUUUGGAAUGAAAGACAAAGUUUCAAUAUAACUGAGCAGAGAUUGUGUGACCAAGCUCGAAUGAUACGUAAAAAUGAAUGGUUAACAGCGCUAGAACUUGAAGAGAUUAGGAAAAGAAUGGUGAAUGUAAACUUUGAAGAGGGUGUAAGCGAAGAACAAGAUGUUGACGAGGCUGUUGUGGAAGGUAAUAGUACAGAGGAUGACCAACCUGGUUCCGUGUUGAUGAAUAUACAAGAACUAACUGACGAGGAAAGAGAAAUUAUUGAAGAAAUAAGUAGUAUAACUGAGCACAAUCUUGACAUGGAACUACAGGGGUUUAAGAAGGUGGAGAGAACAUUACUCAGGAAACAUGUAAAAGAGGUGAAUAACGUUUUGGGAAAUAUUGUAACAGAAAGUAUAUCUGGAACAAAUAACUGCACCAUCUUGAUAGGAAGAAAAUUAGGUCUCAAACCUUAUCGCAAAAGGGCUAAUGGAAUGAAAGAACCUUGGUGGAAAAGGAGAAUAAAGGUGUCAAUAAAGGAAAUACGUAAACACAUCAAUAUACUCGAAAGAAAGGAAAGGGGAGAUUUGAAGAGAAUGGAAAAAUAUAAGGAACUUGAGCAGAAAUAUAGGAUAAAGAGAAAGGGGUUGUUCCAGCAAGACCAAAAACGGGUUUACCAACAGCUGGGUGGAAAGGUAAACAGCAAUGAAAAGCCUGAUGCUAUUGAAAGUAAACAGUUUUGGAGUAACAUUUGGGAUAACAAAGUAGAUCAUAAAAAAGAUACUGAAUGGCUGAGAGAAUUACGAGCGGCUAAAGGCGAUGGGAAACAAGAUGAUAUUAGAAUUACGACUGAGAUGGUGAUCCAGCAAACAAGAAAGAUCCCAAACUGGAAAUGCCCUGGACCUGAUGGGGUACAAGGGUAUUGGUUGAAAAGUUUCACAGCAUUGCAUGAGAGAAUUGCAGAUCAAUUAAACGGCAUGAUUUACAACGGAGUUGAAAUUCCCAAAUGGAUGACCACCGGUAAGACCGUUCUAUGCCAAAAAGAUCCUGACAAAGGAAAUGCUGCUGACAACUAUCGGCCUAUCUCUUGUUUACCUUUGAUGUGGAAGCUGAUGACAGGGAUCAUAUCCAACGUUUUGUAUGAUUUUUUGGAGGAUGCUGAUAAGUUGCCAAAUGAGCAGAAAGGUUGCAGGAGGAGAAGCAGAGGGACGAAGGACCAACUGCUCAUCGAUAAAACAGUGCUGAAUGACUGUAGAAAGAGACAUACCAACCUGGGAAUGGCGUGGAUCGAUUAUAAGAAGCCUAUGAUAUGGUCCCCCAUUCCUGGAUUCUCGAAAGUCUGGAACUGGCAAAUGUGGCGGAUAAUGUUAUUAGUUUCAUCACGAGAUCUAUGA
Molecule: messenger RNA, 1623 nt
Organism: Penaeus indicus
Lineage: Eukaryota; Metazoa; Arthropoda; Malacostraca; Decapoda; Penaeidae
Exons: 2
Coding region: 1-1623 (540 amino acids)
Source: RefSeq, a predicted model, not a curated record